GCGCUCUGACGAGUCCGGGAGCCGCUGCUCCGGCCGCUGUCGUUCGGGCUGCGCCUGUGGCUGCCGCGGCUGCUGAGCGGCGCGGGGCGGGCGCGGACCCGGGGCGCCGGCCGCGAUGGAACCACUUGCCUUGUUUGCCCGCCGCCGAUGGAAGGAGUUCUAAAAGAGAAGUGACACUUAACCCCUCCACCAUUGUCUCCUGACCAAGGGACAAAGUAGGGAUGACGAGGAGGGCACCUGAGAGGGCUGGCGCCCAUGCGGCUGUACACGCUCUCCAAGCGCCACUUCGUGCUCGUGUUUGUCGUCUUCUUCGUCUGUUUUGGCCUGACUGUCUUCAUCGGGAUCAGCGGACCCAAAGUGAUCCAGACUUCUGAAGCUCAUUUUUCACUAAAUAAUAGCAAAAAGUUGAAGCCAAUUCACAUACGUUCAAAUCCACUGUCUACGUACAAUCAGCAACUGUGGCUGACAUGUGUUGUUGAGUUGAAUCAAUCAAAAGAAAUGUCUACUCAGAAAAGCUUUCUCAUGACCGUUAAAGUGGAUGGCGUAGCUCGAGAUGGAACCACCAUGUUCAUUCAUAACAAAGUUCACAAUCGGACAAGGACCCUCUCAUGUAGAGAGACGUGUGCAGAAAUCAUCGUGGCGCACCUGGGCUACCUGAACUACACGCAGUACACCGUGACCGUGGGCUUUGAGGACCUCGAUCUGCCCGUCAAGGAAGUGAACUUCACAUGGAAGACUUAUGACCCCGCAUUUUCCCAGAUGGAAAUUUGGCUCCGGUUCGCCUUUGUGGUGCUCACCUUCAUUGUCACUUGCCUGUUCGCACAUUCCCUCCGCAAGUUCUCCAUGAGGGACUGGGGCAUGGAGCACAAGUGGAUGUCCAUUCUCCUGCCUCUGCUGCUACUUUACAACGACCCGUUCUUCCCCCUCUCCUUCCUGGUGAACAGCUGGGCGCUGGGGACGCUGGAUGACCUCUUCCAGUCCCUGUUCCUGUGUGCCUUGCUGCUCUUCUGGCUGUGUGUGUACCACGGGAUCCGGGUGCAGGGAGAAAGGAAGUGUUUGACCUUCUAUUUGCCUAAAUUCUGCAUUGUCGGACUCCUGUGGUUGGCUUCGGUCACACUAGGAAUAUGGCAGACAGUUAAUGAAUUGCAUGAUCCAAUGUACCAGUAUCGCGUUGACACAGGAAAUUUUCAGGGAAUGAAGGUUUUCUUCAUGGUGGUGGCUGCUGUCUAUGUCCUAUACCUUUUGUUCCUGGUCGUGCGGGCCUGCUCGGAGCUGCGACACAUGCCUUACGUAGAUCUCAGGUUAAAAUUUUUGACUGCGUUGACUUUUGUAGUGCUUGUCAUUAGCAUCAUCAUCCUUUACUUAAGGUUCGGAGCACAAGUAUUACAAGACAAUUUUGUAGCUGAGCUGUCAACUCACUACCAGAAUUCAGCUGAGUUCUUAUCUUUCUAUGGCUUGUUGAACUUUUACCUCUACACGCUCGCCUUCGUGUACUCUCCAUCGAAGACCGCCCUGUACGAGUCGCAGCUGAAAGACAACCCUGCCUUCUCCAUGCUCAACGACUCGGACGACGAUGUCAUCUACGGGAGUGACUAUGAAGAGAUGCCCCUGCAGAACGGCCAGGCCAUUCGGGCCCAGUACAAGGAGGAGUCUGAGAGCGACUGAGCCCCUGGGAGGGCAGACGUGGGGGCCUGUCCUGCAGUGGCCUCCUGCCCUCCACACUUGCCCUCCCUCACCUGCCUGUGUGCGACUUGUCUUCUAGCAGAGAUUUCCGGGUCCUUAUUUGUUUACAUAUUUUUUAGAGGAAAACCAAAACUGAGGACCAAGUUCAAUGUUGGGCCAAAUUUAUUGUUAGGGUGGCUGCAUUUAUUUGGGAAGAGAGGCGCUGACCCAGCCAAAUUCUUUUUCAGAGAUUUCAGAUGAGCGAGAGCUUGUCCUCAGUGGUAGGAAGGGAGUGACUCCUGCUCUUAGUAGAGAGAAUUAUGUACUUACUUUAAGAUGAUUUACUAAUCCCACGUUGGUGGGGAGCUCUUCUGAAGGCCCACCGCAUGGCAGCGUUCCCUCCCCCCGCCCGUGGUGCGAUUUCUGACUGAACUCCAGGGAAGCCUGUGUGCACACUGCCUCUCGGGGGCAGUCCCUCCCCAGUGAGUGGCUGGCGCUCUCCCAGGACGGCAGCUCCUGUUAAUGUGAAAUGGGAAGUAAUGGCUCAGGAGGGGAAGGUGGGUGGCAGGUCCCGCCCUUCACCCACCAGGGCAGAACGGUGUUGGGGCAUUUGAGGAGGGUUUGAUAGGGUUUCCAAGGGAAGAGCAGGUAACUGACAAGUUGCAGCUCUAGUGGGAAAGGUCUGGCUGCCAUAGGUCUCCCAGGGGUUGUGUACAUAUGUGUGCAUUUGUAUGUAUGAUGCUCACAUCCAUGGAUCUGGAAGGAUGGCCCUGUGGUUGGAGCAGGAAGAGGUGUCCAUUCAAGUCCAAGGAACAGCACUUUCUGCAGCUCUGCUAUGAGGACACCCAGUAGAGCUUUAUUUUUUUAAUAAAAGCUAAACAAUUGAUUGACAUGUGA
This is a messenger RNA of Myotis daubentonii (Daubenton's bat), 2559 nucleotides long. It is a transcript of the gene TMEM181, whose product is annotated as transmembrane protein 181. Gene Ontology annotation, molecular function: toxic substance binding. The record is from RefSeq and is a predicted model, not a curated record. NCBI's taxonomy places the organism in Eukaryota, Metazoa, Chordata, Mammalia, Chiroptera, Vespertilionidae.